Messenger RNA from Meloidogyne enterolobii, 424 nucleotides. NCBI's taxonomy places the organism in Eukaryota, Metazoa, Nematoda, Chromadorea, Rhabditida, Meloidogynidae. The record is from the annotation of a GenBank genome assembly.
AAAAAAUAUCAGUUUAAAAAUGAUGGAUACAAGUGAACCAGUUCAAAACGUUGAGGCAACGAAGACAGGUCGCCGUCGUCCUGGACCAAAACGCGCUCGCCGACUUUAUGUUAAGGCAAUCUUUACUGGCUACAAACGAGGUCAACGCAAUCAAUAUGAAAACACCUCGCUUCUAAAAUUGGAUGGAGUGAAUGAUAAGGAGGGGGCAAAUUUCUAUCUUGGAAAGCGUGCCGUUUACGUCUACAAAGGCCACAAGAAAAUUGCUCGUGGUGGUGGACCAAAGACGCGAAUUCGUGCAAUUUGGGGACGUGUUACUCGUACACAUGGAAAUUCUGGAAUGGUCCGUGCAAAGUUUCGACACAAUUUGCCACCAAAAGCUAUGGGUAAACGAAUCCGUGUAAUGUUGUAUCCGAGUAAUAUUUAA